Molecule: messenger RNA, 927 nt
Organism: Miscanthus lutarioriparius
Lineage: Eukaryota; Viridiplantae; Streptophyta; Magnoliopsida; Poales; Poaceae
Source: the annotation of a GenBank genome assembly
AUGGCGGAGUGCCUUGCCCGCUCACAGGCGCGAGAUGAGGGAGGCGCGCUGCAGCACCGUCGCCAUGUCCGCCGCCGCAGCCGACUGGCUCCCGUCAGCGUCCGUGACGGCGUCCGGCCGCCCGGUGCUUUCCGCAGGCGAGGUGGAGUGGAAUCUCCUCCCGCUCGUGGACCUCGAGCCCGAGGAGAACACGUGCCUCGCGCCCCUCCUCGCCACGGCGCAAGCGGCCAGGAACAGCGCCAGCAGCAGCAAGGUCCUCAUGGUGGCGAGCCCCUCUCACAGAUCGGACAUCAAGCGGCGCGCCCGCACCGAUCUGGGGUGGAUUCGCGGCCGGAGUCGGCGACGGAGGAGAGAUUUGUGGGGAGGAGAAGGUGGCAGCAGCAGCAGCAGCAACCCACGCGUGGGGAAGGGAGGGGGGAGGGGUGGUGGCGGUGGAGGCCGUCGGAGAGGUUGAGGAGGACGCCGUUGGAGGGCGGCGCGGCGAGGAGCGGAGAGUCGGAGCCCGUCGGGGAAGCUGGUGCAGAUCGAGCACGCCCUGACGGCGGUGGGCUCCGGCCAGACCUCCUUGGGGAUCAAAGAUUGACAUACGAGUGCAAAAUCCCAAGUGGUUCAGGAGUCAGUUCAAUGCCUAGGAAAUGCACUGAAGCUAAUAAAUCUCAUAAAGUUGGACCUUUCAUUAUCCUGGAGUCAUUGGGGACUGUAUAUUGCACCACCUUCUCGUUUGGAGAGGCCAACGCUGACAGUGCGCCGAAGACAGCAAAGAAGAUAACUGGCAAGAAGGUCAACGACCUCACCGGCAAUGACAUUUUCAAGGGAGAUGCGCCACCAGCUUCUGCAGAGAAGCAUCUGAGCACCGCAAAGCUGAAGGAGAUUACUGGAAGCAACAUUUUUGCAGAUGGGAAGGAACCAAUCCGUGAGCGUGUGUAG